This is a messenger RNA of Funneliformis mosseae, 372 nucleotides long. NCBI's taxonomy places the organism in Eukaryota, Fungi, Glomeromycota, Glomeromycetes, Glomerales, Glomeraceae. The record is from the annotation of a GenBank genome assembly.
AUGAAUGGCAAGCUAGAUGGCCAAAAGGACGUUUCAUCGAAAAAACUGUGCAUUUCAGUCAUCAUUCAUAUGUUUAUAGGCUCAUUAUAUACGUUGCAACCUUGUAAGAAAUGGGACGUUUCUAUACCCCUUAACGACAAUUUGGAUGCUAAUUUUUUAGAAGAAACUGCUGGAUUUCUUCUAAUAUACUACCUAAGAACUUUUGAACUCUUCAAUAAUUUAUUUGGGACAACCGGAGCGUUUCUGAUGGUGCCAGGUUAUAAUAUAUUAUGGGCCUUGAUAUAUUUGUUCAUCGGUUGUAUUUCGCCAGCUUCCCUAUCUCGAAUGUUGAUGGAUCGAGCCUGCGCUUUCUUGUGGACUGAGUCAAUUUAG